CUGCAGAAAAAAUGCGCAUACAAAGAAGACUGGUCGUAUUUCUCGCAUUGUUGUGGAUAUUUAAUAUCGCUAUUUGCUCGAAAAAGUCGGGCAUCCGAAAGCCGGAGAGGUUGAGUCCACCACUAGAUAUUCAGCUGGAGACAGUGAACUGCACUGCGUUCAGUGUCCGGUGGAAAAUGCCCCAUAGACAUGUCAGUACUAUCACUGGCUACAAGGUAUUUUACAGAGAGUUAAGGUAUAAUCGUCCGGCCAGCACUGCAGUUGUCCUGGAAGUGCCAUUGAGUCUGGAAAUGCUCACAACUGGUCAGUUUGAUGGACAAGCAAACUUUGACGUGGUGAUAGGGAACCUUAAGGUAGCCAUGCAGUACCGUGUAAGUGUGGGGGCAUAUGGCUGGGCAGGGGAGGGCAGACCCAGUAUGCCCACGGACAUCAGCACUGCUUCUCACGAGGAGUGCAUGCCUCCUUCACCCCCUACCAAGCCUAAUGUGGUCGCCGUGUCAGACACAGAACUGGCGUUGUCAUGGCAACACGGAGAGAGUGAAGGAAGUGCACCUGUGCAAUAUUUCCUGGUGGCGUAUAUCAGGCCAGAGAUGGACACAGAAUGGACAUAUAUCAGAGAGCCAGUGGAUGCGUAUUCGAUGGUGCUCAAAGGUCUAAUGCCUGAUACGGAGUACCAGUUUAUCCUCAGAGCUGUAAAUGUGCACGGAAUCAGCCCUCCCAGUCCCAUUAACAACCCUGUGCGCACACUCGAUCCUGUGGAUAUGGGCAGUGGAGACUAUGAUGUCUACAUCUCAAACUCUAACACUGAAGAUGAGGAUGGGUUUGAAAUCGAUGACUCCGACUAUGACGUCUUCGUUGAGGAGAUGAAGUUGUUUCCUGGCGGCAAGAAAAGCGACAGACAGUCGCAGCUCCGGUCUCGCAUCGGGACUCCCGGUAACGGAAACGUUAUAUAUAAGAUGCGUACAUCUGCUUCCAAAAAUACCAGCUUCACUACAACAACAACACCAGAAGCGUGGACCACAUCAACAACACCUGUAACCACAACAACUGUCAAUAGCUCCACGUCCACUACAACGACCACGCCUAUAAUGCAGACAAGCCCCGCCCCUACAACUCCUGCAAUGCAGUCUCCCAAUCCUUCAGUGACGCCAUGGAAAGGGGAAAGACCACGGAUCUAUGAUGUGUCAUGUGAUGAGACCGUUUGCCCCGCCGACAGCUUCUGCAUCAACGAUUAUGAUACUGGUGGCUCUCGAUGCCACUGCAACCUCGGUCGCCAGGGAGACUUCUGCUCAGAAGGUCUGACGGUAAAAUUCCCAAAGUUCUACAGCUACUCUCACAUGACAUUUGAGCCCCUUAAGAACUCCUACCAGAGUUUUCAGAUCAGCCUGGAUUUUAAGGCAGAGGCGGAGGAUGGAUUGCUGUUAUACUGUGGAGAGAAUGAACAAGGUAGGGGAGAUUUCACCUCCGUGGCUCUCGUACGGAGAAAACUACACUACAGGUUCAACUGUGGUACAGGGGCGGCGCAGAUUGUGAGUGACCGCUCCAUUAUGAUCGGUCAGUGGCACACUGUCACUAUAUUUAGAGACGGCAUGAAUGGUUGGCUACGAAUAGACAAUGACACUCCGGUAUCAGGGCGUUCUCAGGGCCAGUACACUAAAAUAACAUUCCGCACUCCUUUGUUCUUGGGCGGAGCUCCGAAUACGUAUUGGUUGGUGAGGGCAGUGGGGCCCAAUCGUGGGUUUCAGGGGUGUGUCCAGAGUCUGACUGUCAACGGUAAAGCCAUUGACCUUCGACCCUGGCCUAAAGGAAAUGCAUUGAGUGGCGCAGACAUUGGCGAGUGCAGUAACAGUGUUUGUGAGAAGGUCACAUGUGCCAAUGGAGGAAUCUGCUUUGCCAAUCGUGCGGAUGGAUUCAUUUGCCUGUGUCCUCUGGGCUAUAAGGGUGUCCUCUGUGAGGAAAGUUUUUUGUUGUCUCUACCGCAGUUUAAUGAAAGCAUGUAUUCGUACGCCAGCACCCCCUGGCCUCAGCCCUCCCAUAUCUACCUCUCCUUCAUGGAGUUUGAGAUCACCUUCCAGCCAAACUAUCCCGACGGCAUGCUCCUCUACACAGAUGAUGCUGCCAGUCGCGACUUCCUGUCAAUCAGCCUGGUGGGCGGAUAUGUGGAGUUUCGCUUCGACUGUGGCUCGGGUGCCACAGUCAUCAGGAGUGAAGAAGCUGUCACUAUGGAUACGUGGCAUGAGUUGCGUGUGUCUCGUACAGCAAAAAAUGGCAUUCUUCAGGUAGACAACCAGAGACCUGUAGAAGGCAUGACAGAGGGUGCAUUUACACAGAUAAAUUGUAGUUCUCCUCUUUACAUCGGAGGAGUUCCUAAUUAUGAUAUUAUUAAGACCAGCUCUGGCAUCCUGAGACCCUUCAGUGGAACUAUACAGAAGAUCAUACUGAAUGACCGCAUUAUAGAGCUGAAUCCAGGUCAAGCGUUCGGGGUGAACGUAUUGAAUGCAGCUCACCCGUGUGUGCAGAACCCAUGUGCCAAUGGAGGAACAUGCAGACCGAAAUGGGACAGCUAUGACUGUGACUGCGCACUAGGGUAUGAUGGGAGACACUGUCAGAAAGAGUGUGGGAAUUAUUGCUUAAACACUGUCACUGAAUCUAUUGAGAUUCCUCAGUUCACUGGACGCAGCUAUCUGACUUAUGACAACAGAGAUAUUCUCAAAAGGUUAUCGGGGUCCAGGACAAACAUGUUUAUGCGUUUUAAGAGCACGUCCAAAGAUGGUCUUUUACUAUGGCGAGGGGAAAGUCCGAUGAGAGCCAAUAGUGACUACCUGUCUUUGGGCCUUCAAGGUGGAGUGCUUAUUUUCAGUUAUAAUCUUGGCAGUGGAGCUGCCAAUGUGGUAGUAAAUGGAACCUUUAAUGAUGGCAGGUGGCACAGAGUAAAAGCCGUGAGGGAUGGACAGUUCGGUAAACUCACCGUUGAUGAUUAUGGAGCUAAAACAGCCAGAUCUCCCGGGAAAAUGAGACAGUUAAACAUCAACAGAGACCUUUACAUUGGUGGGAUGAAGGAGAUCGCUUUGCACACAAACAGGCAGUACAUGCGUGGUUUAGUGGGAUGCAUUUCCCAUUUCACUCUUGCCACUGACUACCGUCUGUCUCUGGUGGAUGAUGCAGCUGACGGCAAAAAUAUCAACACCUGCACCAACUGAACACCUGCAAGAACUAAAACACCAGCUACAGAUGACAACAAAUUCACCUCAAAUUGACAACUGAGGCCAAAGGCCAAACAAAGGGAAAUCAAUCAUCAAUAAAUACAUGCACAAAAAAGCUACAACUAUUUUUAAAGACAUCAAUACUGGUUCCAGAACCACCUACAGUUAGAAAAAUAUAUAUACAUACUAACUACCACCUGCAAUAACAGUGAAACAGUCAUAGCUGAGCCCAUUUUUGUUUUAGCCUCCGCCUUGUCUGUAAAUCGCCCAAAUCAUUCGCUGAAACUAGCUCAGAAGGUUCAGAGAGGCUGGUUAAGCUUAGAGAAUCAUUUGCAUUACAGGUUACUGAGACUUAGAACUAACUUCAAGACAUGGUUGUUUGAUCCUAACGCAGGAGUUUAAUUUUUAAGCAUAGCGGUAGAUGAAAAACACACCGUGGCUCCAUAUCUACAUCCCUCUAUGGCUCUUACUGUAUGAAACGGCAACCAAAUGACUUAGAACAGUCAGGCUGGUCCUGUUACAUGCCUAUUUUGGAAGGCAGGGUUAAUGGGCAAUUGUAUUUGUGUUUGUUUAUUGUUUUUUAUAAACAUACAGUUUAAUUAAUCGAUUAAAA
Messenger RNA from Xyrauchen texanus (razorback sucker), 3816 nucleotides. Its product is annotated as pikachurin-like. The record is from RefSeq and is a predicted model, not a curated record. Gene Ontology annotation, molecular function: protein binding; calcium ion binding. NCBI's taxonomy places the organism in Eukaryota, Metazoa, Chordata, Actinopteri, Cypriniformes, Catostomidae. The transcript is spliced from 24 exons. The coding region runs from base 12 to 3200 and encodes 1062 amino acids.